AUGGCUUCUAAGAACCAGAACAAACCUCCAGUACCCAACACUUCCACACCUUCAACCCCUUCAAAUGUAAGUGUAGACGAGGUCUUGAUUGACAAGAGGCGAAAGAUCGGAGUUGGAAGAAUGGUAGGCCCGGCAAAUACUACCAGAACCCGGCAAGCAUUUUCAGUAGUGAAUGGGGGUCAAGAUCUGGCUGCAGCAGGCAGGCCGGCAAGUAAUGCUGGAUCAGAUUGUGGUGUAACUGAGUUUACCAAAGAGGAUGUCGAGGCAUUAUUAGGUGAGAAGAUGAAGACAAAGAAUAGAUUUAACCUCAAGGAGAAAUGUGACCAAAUGCUGGAGUAUAUAAAGAAACUAAGGCAAUGUAUCAGAUGGUUUCAAGAGAAUGAAGGAACCUAUCUUUUAGAGCAAGACAGGCUUAAGAAUUUGUUGGAAUCAGCAGAAAAGAAAUGCAUCGAUAUGGAGACGCUAAUGAAGGCAAAGGAAGAGGAACUGAAUUCGAUUGUUAUGGAGUUGAGAAAAAAUUAUGCUUGUUUACAGGAAAAAAUAGCAAAGGAAGAGACAGAUAAGUUGGCUGCAAUGGACAAUUUUACAAGAGAGAAAGAUGCUAGGGUUGCUGCGGAGAAGUUGCAGGCUUUCCUUUCGGAAGAGCUCAAGAGAGCUCAACAAGACAACUCAAAUGCUAAUCAGAAGAUACAAUCGCUUAAUGACAUGUACAAACGAUUGCAGGAAUACAACACAAGUUUGCAGCAGUACAACAGCAAACUUCAGUCGGAACUUGCUACAACCAACGAUACCCUUAAGCGUGUGGAGAAAGAGAAAGCUGCUGUAGUGGAGAACCUCAGCAUUCUUCGGGGUCACUAUACAUCCCUGCAAGAUCAACUUACUGCUAGUAGAGCUUCUCAAGAUGAGGUUGUGAAACAAAAAGAACUUCUAGUUAAUGAAGUUGGAUGCUUGCGGGGGGAAUUGCAACAAGUGAGAGAUGAUCGUGAUCGUCAGUUAUCACAUGUUCAAAAUUUAACGACCGAAGUUGUGAAAUAUAAAGAGUGUACCGAAAAAUACAGGGCUGAGUUGGAUAGCCUGGCUAUAAAUUCAAAUGAGCUGGAGGUUAGAUGCUUAUCUCAAAGUGACCACAUAACAAGACUGCAGGAACACCUUGCUGUUGCAGAGAAGAAAUUACAGAUGUAUGAUUUGUCCACGUUGGAGACAAGAACAGAAUAUGAAGAGCAAAAAAAACUUCUUUUUGAGUUACAAAGUCGGCUUGCUGAUGCAGACCUGAAAAUUAUAGAAGGAGAGAAACUACGUAAAAAGUUACAUAAUACAAUACUGGAACUAAAGGGGAACAUCCGGGUUUUUUGUAGAGUGAGACCUUUGCUAUCCGAUGAUUGUGCUAGCUCAGAAACAAAGGUUGUCUCUUACCCAACAACAACUGAAGCACUGGAGCGGGGCAUUGAGUUGACGCAAAAUGGGCAAACACAUUGUUUCAUGUUCGACAAAGUAUUCACAGCUGAUGCCCCGCAGAAAGAUGUUUUUGUAGAAAUAUCACAGCUUGUACAGAGUGCUCUUGAUGGUUAUAAGGUUUGUAUUUUUGCUUAUGGUCAAACUGGUUCCGGAAAAACCCAUACAAUGAUGGGCAAACCGGGAAGUCCUGAUCAGAAAGGUCUGAUGCCACGCUCUCUAGAACAGAUAUUUGAGACUAGGCAAGCACUUCAACCCCAAGGCUGGAAAUAUGAAAUGCAGGUAUCAAUGCUGGAAAUAUACAAUGAAAAUAUACGUGAUCUGUUAUCAACAAAUUCAUCACGAACAGAUAAUGGAGUUGCGGGAAAGCAGUAUGCCAUCAAGCAUGAUACGAAUGGGAACACUCAUGUCUCUGAUCUAACCGUUGUGGAUGUCCGCAGUAGUAAGGAGGUUUCAUAUCUGUUAGAUCGGGCUGCACAAAGCAGGUCUGUAGGCAAAACCCAAAUGAACGAACAAUCUUCAAGAAGUCACUUUGUCUUCACUAUGCGAAUAUCUGGUACAAAUGUGAGUACCGAUCAACAAGUACAAGGUAUCCUGAAUCUUAUUGACCUUGCUGGUAGUGAGCGCCUCUCUAAGAGUGGGUCAACUGGGGACCGGCUGAAAGAAACUCAAGCAAUCAACAAGAGCUUAUCAUCUUUGAGUGAUGUUAUAUUUGCCUUGGCUAAGAAGGAGGAGCAUGUACCAUUUAGAAACUCAAAGCUUACUUAUCUACUCCAGCCUUGUCUAGGAGGAGACUCGAAGACCUUGAUGUUUGUCAAUCUUUCCCCAGAUCCUGCUUCAGUGGGUGAGUCUCUCUGUUCGCUUCGAUUUGCAGCAAGGGUUAAUGCUUGUGAGAUUGGGAUUCCCCGGCGUCAAACUAGCCUGCGAUCUUCAGAAUCUCGUUUGAGCUUAGGCUGAUUUUUGUUAUGAUAACACUGUAGUAGUUUAAUUUUAGAGAAUCGCGUGAUUUGCAUCGGCGUAGCAUUGAUUGUUAACUGAGAAUUAAAAGCAUUUCUAACAUCUUCAGCAUAUACUUUGUAUAGUAGAGAGGACAAUGGGCUUGUAUUAGUAAUAACCAGGGGAUGCCCUUUUUAAUCAUUAGAUUUGUAUUUAUGAAGAUAUUUGUUUGAAUUUAUUUCUAAACAUUCUUCAUUCAAGACUG
Messenger RNA from Ilex paraguariensis (yerba mate), 2653 nucleotides. NCBI's taxonomy places the organism in Eukaryota, Viridiplantae, Streptophyta, Magnoliopsida, Aquifoliales, Aquifoliaceae. The record is from the annotation of a GenBank genome assembly.